AUGUCUGAAGAGCUACUUUCCAUGUUCUUUGAUGAUGAAUUCGUUCCACAUGCUUAUCUUGAUGCUUUCUUUACAAAUGGUUCAAAAUCAAUAAAUUUGAAAAAUCAAUCAACAAUUAAUCAAUUACAAAAUAAUUCAUCAUUAUUAUUAUCAAAUUUAGAUUUUUUAACGAAUGAGUUAACAAAUGAUCUUGAAUCUAAAAUUAAUAAAUUAUAUAAUUCAAAUUCAAUUGUUUCUUAUUCCUAUCAAAAUUUAAAUAAUAAUAAUACUAAUAAUGAUAAUUCAUCAAAAUUAAAACCAACUUCAAGAUUAGAAUAUUAUAUUGAUUCAUUAAUUAUAUCAAUUCAAUCAUUAAAAGAAAUAAUAGAGACAACUUCAAAUAAAAUCAAUGAUAUUAAAGGUGGAACCCCAUCAGAUUCAGAAGAAAAUCAAACUUUAACCUCAACAAAUACAUCUACAGUGCAAAAACUCAUUAAUUUAUCAACUGCAAAAGUAAAUCUAUUACAAGUAUUGAAAAAUUUCGAAUUAUUAAAAUCAAUAAUUGAUAUUUCUAAAAAUAAUUCAUCAAAUCAAAAUGAUAUUUCUAAAAUAACAGCACCAACUUCAACAAGUUCUAUGAAAAAUUCACAAAAUAUUGAUAAUAUAACAACAACCCCAUUAGAAUUUCAAAAUUCUUUAAAUUCUUUAAGUGAUACAAUAAUUGAACAAUUUAAUUUAAAAAUUUCUAAAGAAGAUAAUCAUACAAUAGAUUUUGAAUUUUUGAAAAAAAUAAAUAAUUUUAUAAAUUUAUUACCAAUUUUUAAAAAUUUAAAUGGAUUUUAUAAUAUUUAUAAUGAUUUCAUUAAAAAAGUUAAUAAAUCAAAGCAAAAUUAUUUGAAUACAAAAGAUUCUGAAUAUUUUGAAAAUUUUGAUGAUUUAUUCAAUGAAGUUUUAAACUGA
Molecule: messenger RNA, 939 nt
Organism: Hansenula ciferrii
Lineage: Eukaryota; Fungi; Ascomycota; Saccharomycetes; Phaffomycetales; Wickerhamomycetaceae
Gene: COG7
Product: Golgi transport complex subunit COG7
Exons: 1
Coding region: 1-939 (312 amino acids)
Source: RefSeq, a predicted model, not a curated record